AUGUCUCCCAAGGCACGCGUUCUCAUCUACGUGCUACGCCGCGACCUACGACUCGCCGAUAACCCGAUAUUCCACGAGGUGUCACGACUCUUCCAGCAAUCCCAGCACCCAUUCACCCACUUUCUUCCCGUCUACACAUUUCCAGCCAACCAGCUCGAGGUUUCCGGCUUCAUAUCAGAUUCCUCAAACAAGUCACCAUACCCAGAGGCCAGAGCCCCAGUCAGUGGGUUCUGGCGAUGUGGUCAGCUCAGAGCCAAGUUUCUGGCAGAAAGUGUGUGGGACCUGAAGAAAGACUUGGAAAGAGUUGGCAGUGACCUUCAGAUACGCGUCGGCACUGUUCACGAUGCGGUCCGAAGCAUACUUCAAGGUUACAAGGAACACAACGAAGUGGACAUCGCAGGCGUUUGGAUGACCAACGAGGAAGGCGUUGAAGAGAAGAGGGAAGAGAAGGAUGUCAAGAAGCUCUGUAAGGAGUUCGACUCGGAGUUCAAGCUUUGGGUGGACGAGAAAUACUUUGUGGACGAGAAGACCGUCGAGCCUCUAAGGUCUGCACCGCGCAAGACCAUCCCAGCACCGUCCACCCUACCGCCUCUCCCUAAUCACAUUCCCCCACAAUCCGAGCCCUUUGAGAUUCCGGAUUCUCUAGAAGGCAUCAUGGCGGCCCUCACCAAGCCACUUGGAGACGAUCUCGGCCUUGCAAAUGUGGCAAAAUGGCCAAAGGGAGCAGAAUCCGCACAUCCAUACCUGGGUGGCUCAAAAUCAGGCCAUGAGCGCAUCGACCAUCUUAUCGAGAGUGGGAGCAUGACCGCAUACAAAGACACUCGCAACGGACUAUUAGGCCUGGACUUUAGUACAAAACUAUCUGCAUGGUUGGCUCUGGGGUGUUUCACAGCACGUCAAGUACACUGGAAGCUAGUCGAUUUCGAAGACGGAAAAACACCGCUCGGAAAAGAUGCUCCUGGAUAUGGCAAGGGUGAAAACAAGGGCACAGCCGCUGUACGCUUCGAGCUCUUGUGGCGAGAUUACAUGCGCCUGUGCACGCGCAAGUUUGGACCUCGCCUAUUCCGUGUGGAAGGCUUUAGGAACGAUCAGAACGCCUCAUGGAAGUACAUCUCUAGCCCCUUCAGCGAUUCUACCGACAAGAAGAACAAAGGCGGGAGCAAUGACGAUGAUACUGCUGCAGCUGUACUGCGCUUUGUUACAGGCCGGACUGGUACUGGUCUCAUCGAUGCUAGUCAGCGCGAACUCUUCUUGACCGGAUAUACCUCGAACCGCGCAAGACAAAACGUUGCAAGCUACCUAUCCAAGCAUCUUGGAGUGGAUUGGCGCAUCGGUGCAGAGUGGUACGAGUGCAACUUGAUCGAUUACGACCUUUCAAGCAACUGGGGAAACUGGCAAUACGUAGCCGGCGUAGGCAACGAUCCUCGCGGCGAAUCGCGCGUCUUCAACCCUGUCAAGCAAGCUCUGGACUACGACUCACAAGGAGAGUACAUCCGCACGUGGGUCGAGGAACUCAAGGACGUCAAAGUAGGAUCCCAAAGCGAAGGCACGCAAGAUUCGCAAAACUUGAUGGGUGUCUUCCAAGCAUGGAGAUUGCCAGAGGAAGAAAAGAAGAGAUUGGGCAUACAGUCUGUGGAGUGGGUGCAGAAGCCUUUGGUAAAGAUUGAUUUCUCGCUCAACAGACGAGGUGGUGGUAGUAAGCGUGGCCGGGGCAAUGGACGUGGUGGACGUGGAGGAAGCCGUGGAGGAAGAAACGAGAAAAGAGGUACGCCCGAGAAGGCACAUGCAUAA
Molecule: messenger RNA, 1791 nt
Organism: Aureobasidium vineae
Lineage: Eukaryota; Fungi; Ascomycota; Dothideomycetes; Dothideales; Saccotheciaceae
Source: the annotation of a GenBank genome assembly